AUGAACUCCCCGGACCUGUCGACGAGCAAGGACCCGCUCAACAUGGCGGGCACCGACAAGAAGUCUGAAGAAGCGGGGGUGAUCGUGCCUCAGGGCACCGCCGUGGAGGACGUGGGCGUCGACGAGAGGAAGCUCGUCCGCAAGCUCGACCUGUACCUGAUCUGGCUGGUCAUGAGCCUCUACGCAUUCAGCUUCCUCGACCGCGUCAACAUCGGCAACGCGCGGCUGUACCACCUCGAAGCAGACCUGGGCCUCGUCGGCAACCAGUACCAGACGGCCGUGUCGAUCCUCUUCGUGCCGUACCUCGCCUUCGAGGUCCCGUCCAACCUGGUGCUCAAGAAGUUCACCCCCCGCUACUGGAUCGCCUUCAUCACCACCGCCUGGGGUAUUAUUGCAACGCUGUCCGGGCUUGUCCAGAGUUACGGCGGCCUGAUCGCGUGCAGGGUCCUCCUUGGCGCCGUCGAGGCGGGCCUCUUCCCCGGGCUGGCCGUCUACUUGACGCUCUUCUACACUCGGCACGAGCUCGCCUUGCGCGUGGGCUACCUCUUCGUGUCGGCCGCCAUCGCCGGCGCCCUCGGCGGCCUGCUGGCCUACGGCAUCGGCCACAUGGACGGCGUGGCUGGCUUGCACGGGUGGCGGUGGAUUAUGAUCAUCGAAGGCCUUCCGACGCUCUGUCUUGGAGUUGCCACCUUCUUCCUGCUGCCCAACGACGCUCAGUCCGCAUACUUCCUGAACGAGGCCGAGAAGAAGGCCAUGGUCGUGAGUGAUAUGAUGAUGGCCUUCAAGGACUGGAAGGUCUGGGCGUUCUGUAUUGCGCAGUUUGGGGCGGACACCAUGCUAUACGGCUACUCGACGUUUCUACCGACUAUCAUUAAUGGCCUGGGGAGGUGGACUCCGGCGCAGGUGCAGCUGCUGACUAUCCCGUGCUACUUUUUGGGCGCGACGACCUACAUGUGUGUUGCCUAUUUCUCCGACCGUAUCCAGAGGCGAGGCUUGUUCUGUGUAAUUUUCGGAUUCGUCAGCGUCAUUGGGUAUGGCCUCCUGAUAUCAGAAACCCCCUCUGGAGUGCAUUACUUCGGGUGUUUCCUUGUCGCCAUGGGCUUGUAUGUUGUUGUUGGAAUCCCUCUAGCUUGGCUCCCGAACAACUGCCCACGGUAUGGGAAGCGUACCACCGCAACUGGUAUGCAGUUGACCAUUGGGAAUGCUUCAGGGGUCAUGGCUCCGUUUAUUUAUGCCACGGCUGAGGGCCCACGAUAUAUCAAAGGGCAUGCAGUGACACUGUCGCUCGUGGGAAUGGCGACUGUCAUGUAUGGGCUUAUGUCUCUGUGGUUUAGGAGCCAGAAUAAGAGAAGGGAGGCCGGAGAAGUGCACACGGAUCACCAGCAUUUGUCGGACGACGAGUUGGCUGAGCUGGGUGAUGAGAGCCAUCACUUCCGGUAUGUGAGGUAG
Diaporthe citri is the source of this 1449-nucleotide messenger RNA. RefSeq lists its product as uncharacterized. Gene Ontology annotation, cellular component: membrane. Bases 1 to 1449 code for a protein of 482 amino acids. Lineage: Eukaryota; Fungi; Ascomycota; Sordariomycetes; Diaporthales; Diaporthaceae. Gene Ontology annotation, biological process: transmembrane transport. Gene Ontology annotation, molecular function: transmembrane transporter activity. The record is from RefSeq and is a predicted model, not a curated record. The transcript has 4 exons.